Acanthopagrus latus (yellowfin seabream) is the source of this 3437-nucleotide messenger RNA. RefSeq names its product cadherin 17, LI cadherin (liver-intestine) (gene cdh17). Gene Ontology annotation, biological process: multicellular organism development; cell-cell junction assembly; calcium-dependent cell-cell adhesion. Gene Ontology annotation, molecular function: cadherin binding; calcium ion binding. Bases 114 to 2705 code for a protein of 863 amino acids. The record is from RefSeq and is a predicted model, not a curated record. The transcript has 19 exons. Gene Ontology annotation, cellular component: adherens junction; catenin complex; plasma membrane. NCBI's taxonomy places the organism in Eukaryota, Metazoa, Chordata, Actinopteri, Spariformes, Sparidae.
AACACUGUGGUUAACGUUUGACAGGGCACCAUGGGGGCUGUUCAGAUCACUCUGAGUCCGAGGUCUGAGGAGUGAGGAGUGUCUCCCUCGAUCUCUUCAGCAAGACUACGAUCAUGACACCCCUGUUGCAUCUGUUGUUGCUCCCUCUCCUGCUCAGCAUUGCUGCUGGGAAGGAUCUGGAGGAGAAGAAGGGCCCGUUUGAGAACACGGUGCUGGAUGUGUCAGAGGGAACACCGGUGCCGUAUGCUAUGUAUCAGUUUCAGGUGACCAGUGCAGGUGUAAAUAAUUUCAGGCUGAGUGGGGAGGGUAAAGAAGACAUCAGGAUUUCAAAUGACGGGUGGCUGUACCUGCAGAGGCCUCUGGACUGGUCUCGAGAUAACCAUUACAUAGUCAAGGUGGAGGCACUGGCAGAUGAUGAAGUCGUGGAAGGCCCAAUUUAUGUCACCAUAAAUGUGUUGGACGUCAACAACAACGCUCCGUACUUCAACCAAAGUGUCUACACAGCUCUGGUUAGAGAACACAGUCCGGCAGGUGUCCCAUUUACCCGUGUGUUUGCGUCGGAUAAGGACGACCCAGAGACCCCCAACGCUCAGCUGAGCUACAGCCUGGUCAGCCAGAUCCCCAACAGACUCCACACGCCCCUCUUCCAGAUCAACCCUAAAACUGGAGAGAUCUCCACCACAGAAGACGGGAGCGAGAUGCUGAAGGCCAGAGAAGGUAUCCUGUACAGCAGAGGAGAUGAUCGGAGCAUUGAGGCUUUGAAAUCAAGGUUUGAUGACUACUGUCCAGAGCCGAAGCUCCCGUACGAACAAAACCCCUUCUUCACCUGUGUGCAGAGAGCAGAAAUGAGGCGGAGCAAUGUGGACCCCCUGGUGGAUCCAGACUUCACCCUGAUUGUGCGCGUGCAGGAUCUUGGCGGAACAUUAGAGACCGCGCUGAGUGGAAACACCGAGGUGCAUAUUGUCGUGCAGCAGAACCUGUGGGUCAAUCCCGGACCGAUCACUGUGAAGGAACACUUGCGGGAAACGUACCCUCUGACCAUCGCAAAGGUUCAGUCUAAUGAGCCCAACGCCAUCUACACGUUGGUGCAGAAAGAGCGAGCGCUGAAAUUCCCCUUCCAGAUCACAGAAGAUGGGCUAAUACAUCUGACAGAGGAGCUGGACAGAGAGGACAAGGACAUGUACAUCCUGGCGGUGCGGGCAACAGAUAACAGUGGGAACGAGGUGGAUCCACCCAUGGAGAUUCAUGUCAUAGUGGAUGAUAUAAAUGACAACGCUCCAGAGUGUGAAAACGAGGAGAGUGUAUUUGAGUUGCAGGAGGGUGAGCCUGUAGGCAGCGAGGUAGGAGAGCUGAAGGCCCAUGACGCUGAUAAAGAAGGGACGUUGAACUCCCUGCUGACUUACACCAUCGAGAGUCCAGGCGGCUCACCUUUCUCCAUCGACGCUGCUUCUGGAAGAAUUCAGGCGUUGCGCUCGCUCCAGCGUAGAGACCAGCAGGUUUAUAACCUCAAUGUCAAAGUCAAGGACCCAGUUCACAGCACUGACUGUAAGGUCGUCAUCAAAGUCAUUGACGUCAACAAUGAGCUGCCUCUGUUUGAGAAGAGCGAUUACGGCAAUCAGACUCUGGCAGAGGACACUCCUGUUGAACACACAGUGCUGACCAUCAGAGCAACAGACGCCGAUGACCCGGACAGCGGCAGCUCUCGGAUCGAGUUCCACAUCUCUGCUGGCAAUGAUGAUGGUGUUUUUGCCGUUCAGACUGACGGCAGCGGCGUCGGCCACCUGGUCAUAGCUAAGCCUCUGGACUUUGAGACCUCGUCCACCUACAACCUCAAGAUUGAUGCCCGUAACCCAGAGCCCCUGAUGAAGGGCCUGGAAUAUGGCAGUGAAUCGACGGCCGUCUUCUCCAUUUCUGUCACCGACAUAGACGAGGUUCCAGAGUUCAGUUCGGACGUUCUGGAAGUGACUGUGCCUGAAAACACCACCAAGGGAUCGGUGCUGCUCACCGUGGAGGCGAAGGAUCCAGAGGGCAAAGACAUCAAAUUCAAGUUGGAUGGUGACACUGAGGGCUGGCUGGAGAUCGACGAGGCAUCAGGAGUGAUCAAGACCAAAGGCAAACUGGACAGGGAAACCCUGGAGACUUUGACGGUCACUGUCACUGCAUAUGAGAAGGAUAACAAAGAGAUGCACUCGGAGCUUGACCUUACCGUGAGGCUGCUGGACGUGAACGACAAUGUCCCUAAACUGAUAGAGGACAAAGCAUUCAUCUGUAUGAUGAAACCCAAACCUGUCAUCAUCAAGGCCAAAGAUGGAGACAGCGCCCCUUUCUCCCAGCCCUUCACCUUCGUCUUGGGUAGUGGAAAAUCUCAGAACUGGGCCCUUGUCAAGAUUGAUGAUACAACAGCCAAACUGACCCUGAGGAAAAAGGCAACUGAAGAUAAAACCUACAACCUCCCCAUUACUAUUAAGGACAAUGCAGGCAUGGGAGUCGCACAGUCAUUUGAGGUGAGAGUAUGUAACUGCACGGAGCUGGGCUACUGCUACAUGGCUCCAAGGUCCCAUCAGAACAUUUAUGGACUGGGAGCCACCAUCGGGAUCCUGGUUGGCACACUUGCAUUCUGCGUCAUCGCGUUCGUCAUAGUGAUCAGACGGAGUGAUAAAAACAAGAAGAAAGCCAAGAACCAGGAGGAGGAGCAGAUGAUGUAGAGACUAUGCACACAUGCACACAUGCACACACAUUUUUGUACUACUAUACUUUAAUAAAAUGCACAUAAUGCAUCAUCAGCACUGACAUGUCUAACCCGGGACCUUGAACCAGGUUUUAACCCUUAUUUAGACAAAUUUAGACAACACAGUACAGUCUUUAUAAAAAGAUGUUUUUAUGUUUAUUUUAUUCCUUGUCAAAUAAAAUAAAUGAACCUCCACUCGCACAAAAGCAGAAGUAUUGACUUAACUCUCCAGGUUUGAAUGUUUAAGUCUCUCAAGGGUAGAUGCACAAACACACAUACACACAUUUACUUUAGCUUUAUUUUAUGUUAUUAAGAAAAGAAGAGAGCGUUCCGCUUGAUUAAUAAGCGCUUGCUUAAUUAAACUGUCAGGUGGCGCCAUGCUAAUCAGGAAAUUAUAAAGCUUGUUAACAUAAUUUAUUUGAAUUUCACUCCCAGACUCAGGUUGUUUCAUUAGCAGUUUCAUCGUCUCACAUAAUUCGAUUUCUUUUUUCGGCCGUGAGCCUGUUUUGUUGUGCUCUUCUGUUUGAAUGUAAUAUCUAGCAGCAACAACCGGGAAUGUCUUUAAUGUUAAGAACCGGCUAAAACAAAAAAAAAACAAAAAAGAUGUAACCAAGGAUGUCACUGUUGUCAGAACGCUGCUCGAGUAACAUUGACUACCGAGCAAUCACUGCUCUUGCAGUUUCAUAAUAAAGGAUGAAGCUGGGAACCA